AUGGCUUCUUCGUUGUCGCCAGUUGCUGUUGAUGGUAGACAGGACUUUGGCGGCUUCCAACAUGAUGUUAUGGUCUUGGUUCUUGAGAGGUAUUCGGAAAUGGUGGACUUUGGGUCAAGCCUGAAGUAUGCCCCAGUCAGUGCCAAGACCAACACAGAUGCAUUCUUCACCAGCGUCGAGGAUGGCCUCCAACAACUGCCUCCAAACGACAAUGUCGACUACCUCCUCCAUCAAAUUAUAGACGCCAUCAAGAAUGCCACUAAACCACAGUGCAACAGUGGACUACUGUUUCUUGUCUAUGCUAAAUGGGACGAGCUUAAUGCCUUUGUGAAGAACGUUGGGUGGGAUUUGGUGUUUGCCCUCAAUGUGUUGAAGCGGAAAGACGGACAGUGGGACCCUGACAACGCCAAAGAACUGAUGACCUAUAGCAAUGCCAGGAAUUACACCAUACCUGCAUUUGAACUCGGAAAUGAACCUGAAUAUUUCCCUGAACCCUUCACCAAUACAAUUUCUGGAGCACAGCUUGGGCGAGAUUUUGUCCAUCUUAGGGAAAUCCUCAAGUCUACUCCUGGGUUCGAAUCCACGCUGGUGAUUGGACCAGAUGUAACAGGUAUCUCAGGACCGAAAUCCAUAUUGUUUCAGAAUUUCUUCGCAGGCGAAGGAAGCAAGGCCGUUGACAGAAUCACCUUUCACCAGUACUAUGCCUUUGAAGGCGAUGCGACAGUGAACACCUGCCUCGACCCCAAGGUGAUGGACAGCCUGAUAUCUGACAUCCACAGAGUGCGUAAUGUCACCUCCCCCUCCAACCCCGACACUCCCCUUUGGCUUGGGGAGACAUCGUCCUUCUACGGUGGGGGAACUCCAGCGUUAUCUGAUAGAUAUGUAGCGGGGUUUCUAUGGUUAGACAAGCUCGGGGUUGCCUCACGGAUGGGACUUAAAGGGGUUUUAAGACAAUCGUACUAUGGACACAAUUAUUCUCUGAUCGAGAUGAACACAUUUGAACCUUAUUCGGACUACUGGCUGACCUUGCUCUACAAGAGACUGGUUGGGAAUAAAGUGUUAUCUGUGCAGACCAACUCAACCAACAGUUUCAGGGUCUACGCACACUGUGCCAAACAGAACAGCGUGUACAACUACAAGCCGGGUAGUGUUGUCGUCUACAUCGUCAACGUCAACAUCUACACCACCGUCGUCACCUUCCCACAAUUCCAAAAGAAUAUGGAUCUCUUCUGGCUUAGACCAGAGUUCAUAGAGCUUACUUCAAGGAAUGUGACACUAAAUGGUAAACGACUGGAUUAUGUGAACAACAGCAUCCCCUACAUGCCCCCUCAAAAGGCCUAUGGCGGGCUCCUCAUGCUGCCAGCAAGGACCUUCGGGUUUGCUGUGUUUCCUGAUGCGGAUGUUGAUAUCUGCAAGUGAUGCUGACUGGUAUUAAU
This is a messenger RNA of Haliotis rufescens (red abalone), 1436 nucleotides long. RefSeq names its product heparanase-like. The transcript is spliced from 10 exons. The record is from RefSeq and is a predicted model, not a curated record. Lineage: Eukaryota; Metazoa; Mollusca; Gastropoda; Lepetellida; Haliotidae. Gene Ontology annotation, cellular component: membrane; extracellular matrix. Bases 1 to 1419 code for a protein of 472 amino acids. Gene Ontology annotation, molecular function: hydrolase activity, acting on glycosyl bonds.